AUGUUGAAGGUGCCGAUUCUGCUCUUUCUUUUGGGAAGCGCAUCACUCUGGGUCCUGGCAGAAGGAGCCAGCACAGCCCAACCAGAAGAUGACAUCGUGACCCCUGGAGUAGAACAUGGCAUGGUGACCCAAGGCGCAGACAUAGUGACUGCAAGUAUUAGUGAAAAGUUUGACUUUACUGACAGUACAACUCUGGUGCCAACCAGUGUCGAGAGUGUGACACAGAAUCACAUUGAGGAUCUGUCAACCUUCCAAAGCACCGUCCAUGGUCAAGAAGAAAGCCAGAGCACCACAGCCCCGGAUGGUUCCUCCGUGGCAACUGGUUCCUCUGUGGAGAAAUGGGGUGAACAAACACAGACAACAGUUGAGAAAGAUGGUUUGCCAACAGCAACCCUGGUUGGAAUCAUAAUCGGGGUCUUAGUAGCCAUUUGUCUAGUUGGUGGGAUCAUCGUUGUGGCUGUGCGAAAAAUGUCGGGAAGAUACUUGCCCUAG
Messenger RNA from Chrysochloris asiatica (Cape golden mole), 492 nucleotides. Its product is annotated as podoplanin-like. The record is from RefSeq and is a predicted model, not a curated record. NCBI's taxonomy places the organism in Eukaryota, Metazoa, Chordata, Mammalia, Afrosoricida, Chrysochloridae. The coding region runs from base 1 to 492 and encodes 163 amino acids. The transcript has a single exon. Gene Ontology annotation, biological process: Rho protein signal transduction; response to hyperoxia; positive regulation of cell migration. Gene Ontology annotation, cellular component: apical plasma membrane; basolateral plasma membrane; filopodium. Gene Ontology annotation, molecular function: signaling receptor binding; protein-folding chaperone binding; chemokine binding.